Lytechinus variegatus (green sea urchin) is the source of this 6230-nucleotide messenger RNA. It is a transcript of the gene tmem65, whose product is annotated as transmembrane protein 65-like. The record is from RefSeq and is a predicted model, not a curated record. The transcript is spliced from 7 exons. Gene Ontology annotation, cellular component: mitochondrion. NCBI's taxonomy places the organism in Eukaryota, Metazoa, Echinodermata, Echinoidea, Temnopleuroida, Toxopneustidae. Bases 32 to 859 code for a protein of 275 amino acids.
UCAUUUGUUACAAGUUUGUUAAUAAUGCAAAAUGGCAGCGCCCAUGACAGGAAUUAGAAUGGCAUACAAACUUAGAGAUUUUACGUGUAAAUCAGUAAUAAAAUGCAAAAUGAGCGGUUUCUCUGGAAAUCUAGCAGUCACUUCGUUCGUUGAGCAUAGUUUAUUGAAAGGAUCUUGUGGAAUAAGGACUCUAACCGUUGAUCCAAAUACUUCUUGUUGGAAUGUCCCGAAACGUUUUCAGUUCACACAUGCUACUCGACUUCGAAAUAGGAGGAGACUCGAUCUGCCACAAAGAUCUCAAGAGUUUAUUUCAAAUCUAAGGAGCAAGGAAAGAGAAACUCUUUUAGCUGAACUAUUAAAGUACCAAAACAUUAAGAAUGUAGACCUAGAAGCUUCUACGAAAAGUACCCCUGAUAAGGAGCUUCCAGAGACAGUCGUUAUACCCAAUCCAACUAGACAACAAUUAAGAAUGGUUGCCAUCAGCAAUGCUCUGCCAUUUAUUGGAUUUGGAUUCUUUGACAAUGCCAUCAUGAUUAUUGCAGGCGAUUACAUUGAUGUGACAAUAGGAGGUGCACUAAGUAUAUCAACAAUGGCUGCGGCAGGCUUUGGCAAUAUGAUAUCUGAUGUUGCAGGAAUAGGUUUGGCAGGUACCGUAGAGGCUUUUGUGUCUAAGAUAGGUGUACAGGUUCCAGUUCUUACUCCUGAGCAACAAGACCUAACAAAGACAAGAUGGACCGCUAAUGUGUCUCGUGCUCUGGGUAUAGCUGUAGGCUGCUUCAUCGGAAUGUUCCCACUUUUCUUCCUGAAAACAAAAGAAGAUAUAGAAAGUGAUGAAGAGGAUGACAAAGGGACAACGUAGAUAUUCUUGCGAUGAUCCUUUUCCUGUUCCUCCUUGUUAUGCUGCGAGUAUCAUAAUCACAUCAUAGUCUACUCUACCCUUUCCCUGCGUAAAGAAAGAUUAUUGUGCAUUUUGAUGGGGAAUCGACACCAUUUGGAUAUGUGUAUCAAUGCAAAGUAGAAUGAGACCAGCAGACGUGAAGAACCACUGGAAAUUACUCUCUCACUUUUCACUGGCGGAUUGGCCUGAAGCAGGAUUGGCCGAAGAAUUUCUAACUGGUACAUCACCAAGUUUGCUGUCCCCCAAAGAUGCCUCUGUUACAGGCAUUUCCACUGCUUUUCACAAAGUCUGGGGUCAGCAAAUGAUGAUCAACUCCCCAUGAAGCUAAUGCCCAUCUGACUUUAACAUACAGCAAUGAGUACAGUGUUAUAAAUGCAGUUUUGUGGUAAACACAGUCGCAAGCAGUGCCUGUGCAUCAUUUGCUUUAUUAUGAAAUGGAUUGCUGUAAUGAUGAUGAUAAUUCUUCUUCUCCCAAUCACUUUGAUGUAGUAUCUAUCACUAUUUAUCCUCUCAACCAGAACUAAAGUUUAUCUUUAUCACUUGAUUACAAACAGAAUCAUUUGUAACGAUGCAACUGCUUGCAACUCUGUUUCAUUUGAUAGAUAUUGGUCGAAGAUUAAAACAGUUUAAUGUAUGAUAUUAUGUAAUGAUAUAUUUAUGUGUGCAAUAUAUACUUAAUAUCUUGUGACUUCAAUGAAGUGGUAUACAUAGAGAUAUAAUGGCAGUUGUGCUUGAGUAGAUAAGCAUUUGGUCUGUUGCUAUAAAUAGGCAAUGAGUGCAUAAUCUGUUCAAGGUGCUUCUUAUUACGUGGGGCUUAGCUAGAUCUGGCAUUUCCAGUGCUCAAAUAUUCUACAUGUAGGUAUCCCAGCCAUGGCAUAAUUUCCUUCAGCAAAAACUUUAUCCUCAUUGUGCUGCACUCAACCCAGGUGAGGUGAAUAGGUACCCGGCAGGAGCGCUGAAAGGCAGCUCGAGCUAAAGCCGGGUAAUAAUAAAGCGCGUUGGAAUAUAAUAUUUCGAGAUAGAUAGCGCUAUAUAAAUGCCUAUUAUGGUUAUUAUUAGGUACUAAUCCUGCUGGAUCCCCAUACUGAAGGAAAACCCACGAAGUGUAAAGUCAGUGGCACACUUUGAGAUGCGAUCGCAAUAACAAAAUAACAGAGUAUGCACCAACCUACAACGCGCUGCAACUGUGACCCGCUUUGUUGCAGUGGGAUCGCAGACCAAAUCUCAGACAUUUGACAUGUCAAAUCUUUCUGAAAUUUUUCUACAAUUCUGCUUAUUUCAGCCAAUCAGAUUUGGCAAACUCACACUUUUUAUAUUCAAUUGGACCCUGGUGCCUGUUUCACAAUGAUUUACUAGUACUACUAUAGUAACUGCUGAGCCCCUUAACUAGUCUGCAUGCACAGACCCUGUUUGAAACUUUGAUCAACUAUUGGGUCUGCAGACAAAGACAAGCACAAAUCCUUCCUGUUUCACUUCUGAGUGAGAGGGCCUUCAGUACACAAGUCAUCGUAGGCUUUGCAUUCAGACCCCUUUACUAGAGUGAAGGGUUUGCACAGCAGACUACCCAGUUACCAUGGUAUUUUUUAUAAUUACAAAGUUUUGAAUUCUUAUGAAGCAGGCUCCGUGGGUGUUUAUCUGUUCUAUAGUCAGAAUGACUGUACCAUGAAAUAGAUGCCAAAUGUCUUUUUUUUACUUUAUUCAAAAUUUAGUUUUAUUUCCUUACUCUUAAAAAAUUGGACUAUUACUUUUUGUUUUAUAGUAAAUCACGUCAUCUUGAUUCUUGCUAGUGUUUUCAAAUGCGGUCUUACAAAUGUUGUAAAGUAAUGCAUAUAUGAUGCAGUGUUUACAUUCAUGCAGUCACGCAUUGAUUUUUUCUAUUGAUAAAACAGUAUGGAUUAUAAUGUCCAUUUGGUGACAUUAAAAACGUUUUUUUUUUCACUUUCUCAAUCGAAUGGUGGACAGUACUUACAUUAUAAUGUGGAACAAUGAUCCAAAGAGAAACAUUAGUAAUAUUACUUAAGUUACUUUGUAACAGUACUUUGUGCUUUCAUAUAACUCCAUUUUAUAAUGAAAAUAAUAAUUAUUAAUGCUUUUAUCCAGUAGAAGCAGUGUACGGUGAAGUAUUCAUAAUAAAAAUUUUAGUAGUAAUAUUCUGCUUUAAACUUAAUACUUCAGUCUUGCAAAGAAUUGCAAUAGACUUGAAUCAUACUCUAUUUGUGAUUGAUCUAGUUUUUUCAUCUUUUAAGUACAUAAUUUAAGAUUAGUUUCAGUUAGUUUGAUUGGAAUCUAUCACUCUUUGUAAGACUGGGACCAGGGCCCGGUUUUAAAGAGUUACGAUUGAUCCGAUCAAUCAUAACUAUGGAAAGCCAGCAAUGCCAACAUCUAAAAUGCAUUUUUUUUCAAAAUGUUUUGUAGAUAUGACGUAUAUUCAUACAUUCACCAUUAUCUUUGACAAUUUGAUGUGCUCCUCUUUGUUUACAAAAAGGAGGGGACAUCGUGCAAAUUUCCUGUAGAAACAAUUAUGGAUUUCCAUGUAGUUGAGGUUGAUCAAAUCAAUCGCAAUGCUUUGUAAGACGGGACCCAGGCCUACAUCUCUAACUGUAAUCAGGGGGUGAUGCCAGGAUUUUUCUAAGGGGGGGGGGGGAGGGGGAAGACGGACUAAACAUGCUGUCAUGAUUUUUUCUCGGUUGAAUUAUUGGGUACAGUAUCAUACAUGUAGAGUUACGCUUUCUGUACCUCUCCUAUUUAUACCCUAGUCCCUUCUUUCUUCCUCUUAUUUUUCUCUCUCUUUUUUGUCACUUUUUUCUUACUACUUGAAAACUUGUUGUGUGGUCGCCUCAUCUGCCCCCUCCCCUCCCUGUGGCACCACCCUUGACUGAAACCAAAACUAAAGUUUCUUCCACUAGGGCUAUUAUUAUUCAACUCAAAGACCUCUUGCAUAUUUGGACUGUCUCAAUAACAAUGGUAAUAAUCAUACUUUUGUAUAGUGCAGCCUUCAUAUGAGUAAUUGAGUAUAAUAUAAUAUUUAAUAUUAAAAACAUAAAAAUGCAUAGUAUUAAGGCCCUUAGCCAGGCUUUUGAAUUAGAGGGUUCAAUCACUUCUCUUUUUUUUCUCCUUUUCCUCCCAAUUAUUCUUGCUUUUGAAAAACUUUGUGAAUUGAUCGACCCCCCCUGCUACAGGCUUGCUGUUGUAUAUUUAAAACAAUUAGAAUAUUUAUUGAAAUUAUGUGUACAUUUUUGGCAAUAACUUGUUUCUAUAGAGGUGAUGGAUAUGACACCAUCAAUAGAAUGCUAGUGAUAAUAUCAUUGACAGGUAACUUUGCCAAGGUCGAAUCUUUUAGGACCACUCGGAAGAAGUAUGAAAGACAUCUGGUCUAAGUUAUCGGUUGAAAUUCCCUUAAAAAAAGGCUAUUCUGGAGAACAAGCAGAAGGGAAGGGCAUUUUAGGUGUGAACACUAGUUUUAGGAGUGGACCAAAACUUUCUAAUAUUAAUAUAGAUUAUGUCUUUGUAUUUGUGUAGGCUUCCAUUUACCUUUCCCAGAUGUUUUUUGUGUAAUAAUAACUUUAUUUCAAAUAAAGUCAGGUUGAGAAUGAUAUUCUUCAAUCUAUAUGUUUUGCUGGAAGUAAAUUAUAUGUGAUGUGUUUGUGUUGUCACUUCUAAAGUCUUUCAAAAUGUCAUUUGUAUGGUGAUAAAAAUAUUGUAGAGAAAUGUAAUUGGAUGUUUCAUGGGAGAAUACAAUCAUAUAAAACAUACAAUUUUGUAACUCAAAUGUCAAUGGCUGCGGAAGCGGGAGAGGAGGGGGGGGGGGUAAUGAUUGUGAUUUUUUGCAUGGUCAGCCCCCCCACUUUCAAAACCGUUCCAUGUCCCCUGAAUGUGAAUGUGUCUAAAGUCAUAUAAUUAUUGAUUAGACUUUGUCAAAUGUGCGUUCUUAAAACAGUAAAGGUUAUUUGUUAAAACAAAACAUAACAUGAUGAAUGAAAAGAUAAUGGAUUUGAUGUCUCGAACAUGUGCAAAAUGAAAUCAGAAAAAUAAAGCAUUAUUUGUAAUUCUGUACAAAUUAACCCAAGCAAAUAUUCUCACUGCUUCUGCCGUUCUGGAAAAUAAAUGAGUGUUAUUGUACCAGUACUCAUUUUAACAAUCAUAAUCACGUUUACAUGUACACCUUCCCAUGCCCCCAAAUAGUAUUCUUUAUGAUUAUGUGUGAAAUAAUUGUUUGUGAUUAUGGUGUAAAUGCUUGCUCUUUAUUUUUCAUAGAUAGAUUACUGUUCUUAGAGAGUGAAUAUUUACUCGGACAUCAAUAUAGAUUAUCUGAAAAGUAGGUUGGAUCCACGUUUUAAUGAUUUUUUUUCUUAGAUACAUGGCUACUUCUGUACUUGCACAAAAGAGUUACCUCACAGAAGGGGCUAGAUCCCCUUUUAUGUGAUUGUGAUAUCAGAUUUGUUGUCUUAAGUUUGUAACAUCUGAGAUGAAUAUUGAAAGCUCUCAAAAGUUCAACUUUCUUUUAUAUUGCAGGAUGGGGCAAUCACAUACCAGGGCCCUGUCUUACAAAGAGUGACGAUUGAUCCAAUCACUCGUAACUCUAUGGAACUCCAACAGUGUCAUAAUUUUUUCUACAGGAAAUUUGCAAAAUGUCCUUUGUUAACAAAGGCAAACGCGCCAAACUGUCAAGAAAACAAUGAACUUUUUUUUUAUAAUUCUAUUUUUAUUGAAAAAAUCAAGAAAAUCACAAUAUUAACAAAAAUUAUUGCAUGAUUAAAGUACAAAAUCGAGGGAACAAGAAAAAUAAAAAUAAUGAAACAAAGGCUUUAAAAAAUCUCUCAUUCAAGGGUGAAUUCUGUAUUGGAUUUAAGCCCUAAUACACUUCCCUUUCUUUUGGAGUCCACAACCUCUUUGAAACAAAUUAUGGACUAGAAUAGCUGAGGCAGGGACGCGUUGCGAUCCAGAUACAAUGAACUUAUGAAUAUACCUAGCAAAAGUUGUGAACAAACAUCCCUGUGCAUGUUAGAUGUUGAUGUUGCUGGCUUUCCAUAGUUGUGGUUGAUUGGAUCACAGGCAAUUCUUUGUGAGACAGGGCCCAGUAGGUAUGCAGUGGAGGCCUGGAUGAGGCUGAUGCUGUUUUCAUUUCUGAGAAAAGACUGAACUUGGUUGCUUUUGCAAGCAAAGGUGGAAUCUCUUUUUGAAACAGUUUUAAAGGAAAAAAAAGGCAUUAUCUUUGAUACAUGCAUUGCUAGAUAUUGAUAUGUAUUUAUUUGAAAAUGAUCCUAUACCCCAUACAUCAAUAUUGUCAUUUUCAUUACCAUAUUGUGGGUAAUAUAAUAAACUUGUGAUGACA